AUGGGAGGGUUUACGGUGAACGUUAUUAGUGCCUAUGCCCCGCAAGUUGGUUUGGACGAAGAGGAGAAGAAAGAAUUUUGGGAGGUUUUAGAUAAGAUGGUGAGGAACAUCCCGAGCACUGAGAAACUUUUCGUGGGAGGAGAUUUCAAUGGGCAUAUUGGGUCUUUGUCGAAAGGGUAUGAUAAUGUGCAUGGCGGUUUCGAUUUUGGUGAGCGAAAUGAAGGAGGAACUUCUCUGAUGGAUUUUUCUAGGGAUUUUAGGUCGUGGAUAGCAAAUUCAAGAUUUCUGAAGAAGAAGGAUCACCUUAUUACAUUUCGUUCUGUGUUGGGAGACUUAAAGAUAUCUGAGGAGGGUCGGUAUUAUAGUUAUUAUAGGCGUAUCGGUGUUAAGAAGGUCAAGGGAGCUAUUCGCAGGAUGCGGCGGGGUAGGGCGACAGGUCCAAACGAGUUCCAAUAG
Messenger RNA from Capsicum annuum, 456 nucleotides. Its product is annotated as craniofacial development protein 2-like. The record is from RefSeq and is a predicted model, not a curated record. Gene Ontology annotation, biological process: chromatin remodeling. NCBI's taxonomy places the organism in Eukaryota, Viridiplantae, Streptophyta, Magnoliopsida, Solanales, Solanaceae. The transcript is spliced from 2 exons. Gene Ontology annotation, cellular component: nucleus. Bases 1 to 456 code for a protein of 151 amino acids.